Stegostoma tigrinum is the source of this 4230-nucleotide messenger RNA. It is a transcript of the gene uba1, whose product is annotated as ubiquitin-like modifier activating enzyme 1. Gene Ontology annotation, biological process: protein sumoylation. Gene Ontology annotation, molecular function: SUMO activating enzyme activity. NCBI's taxonomy places the organism in Eukaryota, Metazoa, Chordata, Chondrichthyes, Orectolobiformes, Stegostomatidae. The coding region runs from base 121 to 3162 and encodes 1013 amino acids. Gene Ontology annotation, cellular component: cytoplasm; SUMO activating enzyme complex. The transcript is spliced from 25 exons. The record is from RefSeq and is a predicted model, not a curated record.
CCUUUCUGUUGCUCGCUCUCCCAGAUCAAGCGCAGGCAGUGUCAUUCAGUUGAUCGGAGCAAUUUGUAUCGCUGCCGGACAGAAGCACCUUCCUCAGGGACAAGAGAGUAAACUAAGACCAUGGAUCCAAACGAAAGUUCCACAGAGAUUGAUGAAGGCCUCUACUCCAGGCAACUGUAUGUGCUAGGCCACAAGGCCAUGAAACAGAUGAAGAAUUCCAAUGUGUUAAUCUCUGGGAUGCGAGGGCUUGGUGUGGAGAUCGCCAAGAACAUCAUCCUUGGGGGAGUGAAAAAGGUGACAGUUCACGACGAAGGGAACACAGAAUGGAAUGAUCUCUCCUCUCAGUUUUUCCUGACGGUACAGGAUAUCGGGAAGAACAGAGCUAAGGCAUCUGAGCACCAACUCGCAGAACUGAACAGUUAUGUUCCUGUAUCCUCAUACACUGGGAAAUUAACUGAGGACUUCUUAUGCCAAUUCCAGGUGGUUGUGCUGACUGACUCAACACUGGAGGAGCAGCUGCAAAUCGGGGAUUUUUGUCAUAAAAGGAAUAUCAAGUUUAUUGUGGCAGACACUAAAGGCUUAUUUGGCCAACUGUUCUGUGACUUUGGGGAGGAAUUCACAGUGAUCGACAAGAAUGGUGAAGAACCCCAAGCAGCAUUAAUAACCUGGAUCACCAAGGGCAAUCCUGGCCUGGUGACCUGCGUAGACGAGGUGUGGCAUGGACUUCACACUGGGGAUUACGUGACCUUCUGUCAGGUUCAGGGCAUGACUGAACUGAACAAUUGCAAACCCAUUGAAAUCCAGGUUAAUGAUCCUUAUUCCUUCUUCAUCUGUGACACGAGUGACUUUAGUGAUUAUGAACGAGGCGGGAUUGCGAAGGAAAUAAAGAUGCCGCAGACACUCAUGUUUAAAUCCUUUAAGGAUGCACUGAAGGAGCCAAAAUACCAGAUUUCUGACUUUGGGAAAAUAAGCAGACAGGGAACGUUGCAUAUUGCUUUCCAGGCUCUCCAUCAGUUUGUGAGAGACUAUGGCCGGCUCCCCAAACCCUGGGUGAAGACUGAUGCAGAACUCUUAGUGACCAUUGCAAAUAAGCUCAUUGAGAAUGAUUACCCUUUGAUCCUAAAUGAAGAGCCCUUGGAUGAGAACCUAGUGAGGAAACUGGCCUAUGUUGCCACAGGCAACCUGAGUCCUAUCACUGCAUUUAUUGGUGGCCUUGCUGCUCAGGAAGUCAUGAAGGCCUGUACAGGGAAGUUCAUGCCCCUCCACCAGUGGAUGUACUUCGAUGCACUUGAGUGUUUGCCUGAAGAAAACAAAGAUAUCCCUUUCUCUGAAGAAAAUUUUGCACCUAGGGGCUGUCGUUAUGAUGGGCAGAUUGCGAUCUUUGGAGCUGAAUUUCAAGAGGAGCUGAUGAUGCAGAAAUAUUUCCUGGUUGGUGCAGGUGCCAUUGGAUGUGAGCUGCUGAAAAACUUUGCCAUGAUUGGCUUAGGAGCAGGAGAGGGCGGGAGCAUCACAGUGACGGACAUGGAUACGAUUGAAAGAUCGAACCUCAACCGGCAGUUUCUCUUCAGACCUGGUGAUAUAACGAAAAUGAAGUCUGAGGUAGCUGCAGCGGCAGUGCAAAAGAUGAAUCCUUCUUUGCAAGUCAUAGCUCAUCAGAACCGUGUUGGGCCAGAGACUGAGAACAUCUACAAUCAGGACUUCUUUGAGAACCUGAAUGGAGUGGCAAAUGCAUUGGAUAAUGUGGAAACACGACGCUACAUGGAUAAGCGUUGUGUCUUAUACCAGAAACCACUGCUCGAGUCAGGCACUCUGGGUACAAAAGGAAACUUCCAGGUUGUCGUUCCUCACCUUACAGAGUCCUAUUCAUCCAGCGGGGACCCUCCUGAAAAUUCCAUUCCCAUCUGUACGCUCAAGAAUUUUCCCAAUGCUAUCGAGCACACUUUGCAGUGGGCCCGUGAUGAAUUUGAAGGAUUAUUCAAACAGCCAGCAGAAAAUGUCAACAAGUAUUUAGAAGACCCUUCUUUUAUUGAUCAAGCUUUCAAAAUCCUGGAAGGUGUUUACAAGAGUCUGGAUGCCGAUAAACCCAAAUGCUGGGCUGACUGCGUGGCCUGGGCCCGAAGACAUUGGCAGACACAGUACAGCAACAAUAUCCGGCAGCUCCUGCACAAUUUCCCACCGGAGCAGCUUACACCGUCAGGAGUACUUUUCUGGUCCGGUCCUAAGAAAUGUCCUCAUCCGCUGGAAUUUGAUCCCAAUAAUCACACCCACAUGGAUUAUAUCAUGGCAGCAGCUAACCUGUACGCACAGACUUAUCGCAUGCAGGGUUCUCAGGACAGAGCUGCAGUCCAGCAGAUACUGCUAUCUGUUGAUGUUACUCCAUUCACCCCAAAGUCAGGGGUCACCAUCCACACUAAUGACGCAGAGAUGGAGGCAGCUGCCAGUUCUGCAGAUGACGAACGAUUGGUGGAAUUGAAAAAUCUCCUCUCUUCUCAUAAGGAUUUUACUGGAUGUGAGAUGCAACCUAUUGACUUUGAGAAGGACAAUGAUGCAAACUUCCACAUGGAUUUCAUUGUCGCUGCCUCCAAUUUGAGGGCCGAGAAUUAUGACAUUCCAGCCGCCGAUCGCCAUAAGAGCAAACUGAUUGCCGGAAGGAUUAUUCCAGCCAUUGCCACCACGACAGCUGCAAUUGUUGGUCUCGUGUGUUUGGAGCUGUACAAGGUUGUGCAGUGUAAUAGGCCAAUAAUGAUCUACAGAAAUGGCUUCAUCAACUUGGCCCUGCCUUUCUAUGCUUUCUCUGAGCCUCUGCCAGCUGACAAACAGAAGUAUCGUGGUAAAGAAUGGACAUUUUGGGAUCGCAUAAAUGUACAAGGCAUUAAACCAAAUGGUGAAGAGAUGACACUGGCAGAAUUCCUAGAUUACUUUAAGAAAGUACAUGAUCUGGAGGUUAUCUUUGUCUGUUAUGGUGCCCGGACUCUAUACGCUACCCACAUGAGCCAGGAGGUACAGGAGAACCGACUAUCACAGAGAUUAUCAGAAAUUGUGACAAUGCUCAGUCAGCAAAACAUCGAGAAGCAUGUGAAGGCCCUGAAUUUACAGAUUGACUGUAAAACUGAGGAGGAGGGUGAAAUUGAUUUUCCUACUAUUUUCUACCAGAUCCAGUAAAACAAAAGAGUACUGAGGCUUCCUUCCAUGUACCUCUCGGUCAGCUACUACCACUUGUUUCCAUCACUAUUGGUCCAACUUAGAUAUUUGUAAUACUGUUGUUUUCUUUGCUCUCCUAAAAUACUCUAUGUAGUUAAUGAUCAACUGAAGCACCACAGAUAUUGGUUCAAAUUUCCACCGGCACAUGUGGACACUUUACUCAUCAUUGAAUAGUGAUGAUCUCAAGCAGAACAUCUAGGCUGCAUUGUUAUUCAUUCCAGAAUCUAGUUUUGAAUCUAAUUUGGUCUCAUGGCGAAUAUGUCCCCUGAAUCUUUCUUCCAGUUCACAGUAAAGACUGUACUGGACACACAUCGGGAUAUCCACAGUUCCAUUCUGUCUUUGUCUCAAUCACACAAGGCUGGCUCCUAAUUCACUAAUGUGGCUCUACAUUGUCAGGUUCACUCAGAGCAUUUUACAUUGCCACCCAUCGCCGACAGCCACCAUAUUGGUGUGAGAAAUGCAAGUUCCACGUAGUAACAAAUGAUAUUCAUCGACAGUGAAUGACUGGCAGCAGACAAAUUUUAUCUGGAUCUGAGUCAUGUUUAAAAGCACUUCAGAGUGGUGCCCAAUCAUAAACAUGAGCAAAUCCUCAGAUACCAUUCACCAAAUGAGCACAAGUAUCCCUGCAAAUUAAAAUACAUUUAAUAUGAAAGGCCAAUAAACAUAUUGACUAAAAAAUGCCAAACCAGCAGUUUGAUAGGAUGGUUUGAACUUGGAAAUAGCAACCAUAUGAAUUUUGACAACAGAAAUAAUGACAAGUAAUGACAGAAAGAAAAAGUGAUUAGGCAGAGGAAAAUGUCUCCAAAGAAACCGUGCACACUCUGGAGAGGCUUGGAUCUUGUGGUUGCUUUCAGGAAAAAAAGAAUUCUGUCACUUACCUGAUUGAUUUCAGAAUCACAAGCCUGUCAGAGAUAAGACUGCCUCAUUCUGAACGUUGCACGAGUGGGACAGCGUCAUCAUACAUAAUGUAACUGAAAUUGUUAAACCGCCCAAUGUUGUAAUAAGUAUUAAUAAAAAAAAUUGGCAAAA